GCCAGUCCCUCCGGUCCGGGUGCUGCUGCUUCCGGGCUCCGCGGCUCCGGGCGGCUCGGCCAGGCCGCGGUCCCGACGCUGGGCCCAGGAAGGGGCCCAGCCCACAGCGUCUGGACGCGUGGGUCCCUUGGUAGGCCCAUGCUUUGCCUCCGGUUUGGGAUCUCCGAGGACAUCUCAGAUCUGACCUUGCAGAGGCCGCCCUCUGUUGCUUGCUUGCUGGCUGGCGAGGACACUUGGUAGGAACACAGCUCCCUAAAUCAAAAGGGGAUCGCUGCUGGCUAGAGUUUGCCUGAGACUCCCAUACCACCUCCCAACAUAGAGAAUUUCUAUUCCUUGAACUCACUUGGGGCAGCAGUUUAAGACUCCCCACGUCCAGGAGCACGUAGGACCUGGGGCCACCUUCCUGCCUGCCUUCUCGGAUGGAGCACCGCCUCCUGAGUUUCUGGGGUAACUUGAGGCGUGGCCUUGGUGAGUAAAACUUGGGGUGCUGCCUGCCGGGAAGGAAAUCCGGAAACAGGAUAUGGGGGUAACCCAGGCCUUCACAGAUCUGAGACUCUUGGAAUCUUGUGUCCGUGUGUGGGGGUGGGGAUGGUGACUGAAUUUGGAUAUGCCUCCUUUCUCUAUUCCUAAGCUGAAAAGGAAAAAGUCACUUGCCACACUUGCGACUGCACAGCCAUUUAGGGACGUGAGGAACCGAUUCUGAAUUCAGAAUAGGACGACAUCACUAAGCAGAUACCCAUUCUGAGCCUGAAAAUACUCUGCCUUCUGAGGAGACCCUGAGGGUCUAACAGUGCUGGGAAGCAGCCCCAGUAUUGGGGUGCUCACUGCAUAACCCAGCCAUGUUCCUAAGACAAGUUGGUGGUUGGCUACGUCGCCCCUGGGGCCGCCGGAAACCAAUGAAGCCUGACUCGCCUACCCCAGAACCCAGACAGUUGGACAGCUCCCCUGAGAAUUCAGGGAGUGACUGGGAUAGUGCCCCAGAAACUAUGGGAGAUGCAAGACCUCUCAAGACUAAGGACUCAGAGUUACUGAGGAGCUCUGGUACUGCUUCAAAACCAAGCAGGCAAGCCCAAGUUGAGGAAUUGGGGAGCAAAAGAAUGGAUUCCCUCAAGUGGGACAAGGCUGUCUCUAGCAUUGAAGAGUCUGGGAGACUGGAGGCUGGAGGAGCUAUUCCCAAACUCGAAUGGGAUCAUGUGAAUUCAAGUGGCAUCAGGAGACCUGGGAUAUCCCCUGAAGUGGUACUGAAUGCUCCUGGGCUUGAAGUCCCAAUGGAGAAACGUGGCCGGCGUCAGAAGCUGCUGGGCUGGCUGCGGGGAGAAUCAGGGGCUCCCUCACAGUACUUGGGGGACCCAGAGGAGCGUCUGCAGAUUUCCACCAAUCUGACACUGCAUCUGCUGGAGCUGCUGGCCUCAGCCCUGUUGGCACUGUGCUCACGGCCUCUGCGGGCAGCCUUGGAUGCACUGGGCCUGCGCGGACCCCUGGGCCUCUGGCUGCAUGGGCUGCUGUCCUUCCUGGCUGCCCUACAUGGGCUCCAUGCUGUGCUGAGCCUACUUACAGCUCACCCACUGCACUUUGCCUGCCUCUUUGGCCUCCUACAGGCCCUAGUCCUGGCUGUCAGCCUCCGGGAGCCCAGUGAGGGUGAUGAGGCCACUGACUGGGAGAAUGAGGGGUUGGAGAGGGAGAGUGAGGGGCAGAGGGAAGACCCAGGAAAGGGAUUUUGACCAUGGGUUAGGGUUGGGUGGGGACAAAGGGUGAAAACAAUGUGGCCUUUAGGGGAAGAGCAUAGGGUAUGACCCAGACUGUAAGUAUAGGGACCUCAGGGAUGAGGAAGAAACCCCAGAGUAUGAGGGCACAGGGACCCCUUCAUAUACAAGAGAAAAUACAGCUAAAAUAGGGUGUCUUUGUUUAUGGACUAUAGCGGUAUGGCCUUUGGAUUCACCAGCUGUUAUUACUUUUUGCUUUUACAUUUCUCUCAUCUCAAGUUAUUUUUUUCCACCUCCACCUUUUAAAAGCCAAAACCAACAAAAAAUAGUGUGUUGGUGGAUUAUACAGACCAAAG
This is a messenger RNA of Otolemur garnettii (small-eared galago), 2059 nucleotides long. RefSeq names its product chromosome unknown C6orf47 homolog (gene CUNH6orf47). Bases 840 to 1721 code for a protein of 293 amino acids. The transcript has a single exon. Lineage: Eukaryota; Metazoa; Chordata; Mammalia; Primates; Galagidae. The record is from RefSeq and is a predicted model, not a curated record.